Messenger RNA from Egretta garzetta (little egret), 2569 nucleotides. RefSeq names its product perilipin 2 (gene PLIN2). The transcript is spliced from 7 exons. NCBI's taxonomy places the organism in Eukaryota, Metazoa, Chordata, Aves, Pelecaniformes, Ardeidae. The record is from RefSeq and is a predicted model, not a curated record. Bases 265 to 1623 code for a protein of 452 amino acids. Gene Ontology annotation, cellular component: cytosol; lipid droplet. Gene Ontology annotation, biological process: positive regulation of triglyceride storage; lipid storage.
CCCAUCAGUUGGUAACUCAUUGGUAAUUCUGCAAUGAACUGCUGUACCUCAAAGCCUGUCUCUUGAAUGUGCCCUACCUGUGUUGCCUAAACCAAAGUAAUUAGGAAACAAAGUUUUGGAUUCUUAAAUUGUUACAAUAAAAUGUAAUUCCCAUAUGCAAGAAUGUGAACAUCCUAAUCCCCUUGAUCAAUGGGUUUGAUUACAAAAGGGUUGUUGGUUUCAAAGUCUGGUGAUUAGAUGAAGUGGAUAUGAAGAUGCUCAGAUAUGCUUCUUUCACAGGCUGUGUACAAUUCAAGAUCUGAAAAAAUGGCAAUGGCAGCAACUGAUCCGCAGCAGAACAUUGUCUCAAGGGUUGUCAACCUUCCCUUGGUGAGCUCCACCUAUGAUAUGGUGUCCACAGCUUAUGUCACCACAAAGGAUAACCAUCCUUAUCUGAAGUCGGUGUGUGAGAUAGCAGAGAAAGGAGUGAAGACAAUUACUUCAGUAGCCAUGACAAGUGCUAUGCCUAUCAUCCAGAAACUGGAGCCACAAAUUGUAGUUGCCAACAACUAUGCAUGUAUCGGUCUAGACAAAAUUGAAGAGAGACUGCCUAUACUGAAUCAACCCACUGACAAGGUUGUUGCCAAUGCCAAGGAUGUAGUUGUUGGAGCCAGAGAAGCUGUAACAACCACUGUGACUGGUGCCAAGGAAACUGUUGCUCACACAAUCACUGGAGUUGUGGGCAAGACUAAAGAAGCAAUGCAAGACAGUGUGGAAAUGACCAAGUCUGUUGUCAAUGGCAGCAUUAACACUGUCCUGGGAAGUCGUGUGGUGCAGAUGGUGAGCAGUGGAGUGGACAGUGCUCUCACUAAAUCGGAGACCCUUGUAGACCAGUAUCUCCCACUUACAGAAGCAGAACUAGAGAAAGAAGCUGCAAAAGUUGAAGGUUUUGAAGUUGGAGUUCAAAAGCCAAGCUACUACAUUAGACUAGGAUCCCUGUCUUCAAAGGUCCGCACACGUGCCUACCAACAAGCCUUAAACAAAGUGAGGGAUGCUAAACAGAAAAGCCAGGAAACAAUCUCUCAGCUCCACCACACUGUCAGUCUGAUCGAGUAUGCCAGAAAGAACAUGAAUAGUGCCAAUCAGAAACUUCUUGAUGCUCAGGAAAAGCUUUAUCAGUCCUGGGUAGAAUGGAAGAAAAAUACAGGCCAAAAUGAUGGUGAUGAACCGCAUAGCGCUGAGCACAUCGAGUCAAGAACUCUAGCUAUUGCACAGAGCCUCACCCAGCAGCUUCAGACCACCUGCCUCACGCUAGUCUCAAGCCUACAGGGGCUGCCACAGAAUGUGCAGGAUCAGGUUUACAGUGUUGGGUCAGUGGCAGGUGAUGUCUACCAGAGCUUUCGGUCAGCAUCCUCCUUCCAAGAAUUAUCAGAUGGCUUUCUUACCUCUAGCAAAGGACAGCUGAAGAAAAUGAAGGAGUCUCUGGAUGAUGUGAUGGAUUAUCUUGUUAACAACACGCCGCUCAACUGGCUGGUAGGUCCCUUUUACCCACAGCUGCCUGGCAUUCAGCAUGCUGAGAACAAAGGUGAAGGGGAGAAAAAUUCCAGCCAGAAAGACAAACAGCCUGAACACACUGCUGAAUAAACUGCCUAGCAUGCAGGUACUCUGCUGACUGACCAAACAAGUGGCCUUAGCAAGUGUAGCUGUCAAAAGCCUCUGAGAAAAAUUUGUAAACGUAUGAGUGGGGGAAUGAUACAUGGCCUGUACUGUCCUGUAGUUAAACCACUCUAAAAACUCAAAACUCUCUCAAAUGCUUAAUUAUUGGCAGCUUACAGUUGACAAGAUGCCUUGUUUGUCCGUUAAGAAACCUCACCAUGCUUAUUAACAGUAUUAAUAGUCUAAGUGAAACCUACCAUAGCUAAAAGCAUUUGAUUUGUUGCUUAAUCUGAAUGAUAUAAAAGCCUUACAUACUAUGAAAUGUGUUUCAAAAGCCCUGCAGUCUAGCUAGGUACGCUUAAAUUCCAUGUUUGCUGCAGAUCAUGCAUUUGAUUGUUGUUAAUCUGUCUCAAAAUCUACGGCUACACAAUUAUAAAAGUUCUGUAAGUGCAGCAUUUCAAAGCUGAAAGUGGGGUUUCUGAAUGAGUCAGCUGGAGUUACUUAAAUGCUGUGACAGUGCUAACAUUAACUAUAUAAACUUAACUAUUCUGUAACACAGUAACCUGAACUAUUGUGAACUAUAGCCUGACCACAGAAUCAUAGAGUAUCGCAAGCUGGAAGGGACCCAUAAGGAUCAUCGAGUCCAACUCCCUGCUGCUCACAGGACUACCUGAAACUUAACCAUAUGACUAAGAGUGUCAUCCAGGCACUCCUUGAACUCUGACAGGCUUGGUGCUGUGACCACUUCCCUGGGGAGCCUGUUCCAGGGACCGACCAAAUAAUUAUCCAUACAUUUUUUUUAAUAUGCAGUAUAAAGACAAGAUUCAUGCUGUUUGUACCCAGGUGCCUGCUGUUUUGUGGGUGAUUGGUUUUUUUGUAGUAGUCUUUUUGUAAUUCAUUUUGUAUGUUAGUAAUAAAUGCUUCAGUAGCAAAA